Scutellospora calospora is the source of this 237-nucleotide messenger RNA. The record is from the annotation of a GenBank genome assembly. NCBI's taxonomy places the organism in Eukaryota, Fungi, Glomeromycota, Glomeromycetes, Diversisporales, Gigasporaceae.
AUGAGUGAUUUAGGAUAUGCUAAAUAUUAUAAAGCCUAUUCUAAAACAAUAUGCUCUAUCUGUAAUGAACUAAUAUAUUCUGAUACUAGAAUCUGUAGCUCACAUAGCGAAAUUUAUAAGAAAGCCUGGCAUGAAGAAUCAAAGAGUUCCUGGACCUCAUUAUCUGUAUUUAGCCUAUAUGGUGGAAGUUCUAGUACACCUUUAUCUUUAAAACCAAGACCAUCAUAUGCCUGGUAA